AGAGAGGGUAAGACCGAGCUAGUCACCGCAUCGCUCCCUCCCCUGCCUGCCUGCCUGCUCUCUCCCGCUCUCUCUCCGUCUGUCUCUCCGCUUCUCUCUACCGUCUUGGAUUGCUACAAUCGCACUGCUACUCUUCCUAGUUCAACCCUUUCGGCACCUGAUUAGGGCCAUAGUUCCGCCACAGUUUGUGUCCCUGCAAGUUGCACCCGUUGCAGAGGUGGAGGCGCCUCUGCUUGUCAACUUGAUUAGCGGAGGAGCAGGAGGAGGGGGACUAGAACGAGGAGUCUGUUAUGUGUUCGAUUUCCCGGAGUUGAGAUGGUAGUGCGGGGUUGAUUAAGAGGACUGAGACCCUGGAAGAGGCUUGUUCGCGGUUACUGGUGUGCGUAGUUGAGGGAUUGGAAGAGUCAGCAGAGUCUUCCGCCGCUGGUUUGGUUCACGGCAGUUGCGUUUGCAGACUCUCUUCUGCUAGUUCUGCUGAAAGCUGUGAUUGCGAGGUCGGCCGCUGUCGUUGCUCUCAUCUCAUGAUCUGAAGGGAUCAAGUGCAUUUAACGAAAAGAGACUGUACUGCAGCAGCAAGGAGUAGAAUGAAAUAAAAUUUUGGGGGAGCAUAACUCUCGACAAACAGGCAGCAUCAAUCAUGGAUGAAAUAUUGCGCAUCACGCUGCAUCCUCGUCGAGCUCUGUUGCAAGCUACCACAACUGCGCCAGCGACCACUGGGGGUGAGACGAGCCUUUUGUGGUUGUAUAUCGUAGCUGCUAUCCUGGGAUCAGUAGUCUUUUUGGUAGCCCUCUACUGCUGUUGGCGUUGGUGCAAGGGAAGACAGUCAAAUCGGUCCAAGAGCAAGCCAGUGCCAUUCAGCGAACAAACUAUUUCAGAGGUACUAGGUGCAUCUAAUCAUGCUGCGAAGGUUAUCCCUUUUGAAACGAUUGCUCAAGCCACCAACGAUUUCGACUUGAGACAAAAAGUGGGAGAUGGACGCUUUGGUCCCGUUUUUCAGGGAGAGUUGCCGGAUGGAACGGGAGUAGCAGUGCGUCGUCUCCCCUUGAAUUCCAGACAAGGAAAGCGGGAGUUUGUCAAGGGGGUGAAGAACAUGAUGGAGGCAAACCACCGGAAUGUUGUCCGACUCAUAGGAUGCUGCUACACUACCUCUCGCUUACUGGUCUACGAGAACCUGCCAAAUGGGAACCUUUCUCAGCUUCUUUUCGACCGCUCGAAGAUGGUGAGUUGGCGUAUUAGGUACGACAUCUUGUUGGGUAUAGCGAAUGGUUUUGCGUACUUGCACGAAGAGCCCGACUCUAUUUAUGCCCACGGUGGUAUCAAAGCCGGAAACAUCAUGCUGGACAAGAUUAUGAAGCCGAAGAUUGCUGACUGGGGUUUAGCUGCUCUGUUCCGCAACGACCAAGGGGAGGUCAAACCUCGGAAUAUGACGUCUGUAGGUUACAUGGCACCUGAACUAGCUCUGGACGGGCAGUUAUCAGCAAAGUCGGACGUGUUUUCAUUUGGCAUUUUAUGCUUGGAAGUUGUCAGUGGUCGUCCUAACACCGACAUUAAUCUCCUUGGCACCGAGAUGCAAACUCUUCUCAGCUGGGCUUGGGCACUGCAAAGUAGGGAUGAUGUAUUGCAGAUGGUGGAUAGACGCCUCGAGAACAACUACGACGAAGAGCAAGCGACGAAUAUAAUUCAUAUUGCGCUCUUGUCCACUCAAGAUACGGUGUCCGCUCGCCCAUCCAUGUCCCGCAUCGCUGCCAUGUUGAGGGACGAGGAAGACAUUCCCAAGCUUCCUGCAAAGCCAGAAGCAGUCAAGUCAUUGGGACUGAGCGACCAGGUCGUGUCGGGAACAUUCACUAGCUCAUUCGUGACACCCAAGUUUGUAACCCCAUCAAGGAGUAGGAUGUCAAAGAAGAAGCGCGGGCAAUCCUCCCAUUACAAUGACCCAAGUGACCCCAGAGGUGUGCAUCGCCUGUAACGCCUGAGGUUCUCAUGUCGAGAGCACGAUCAUGUUCAGACCAUACCCACCUUGUGUUGAAGCAUAUGAGAGACUUGCCGCAGCAGCAGCAAGCUCGCUCUCGGUGCCUUGAAAUGCAAGCUUGGAAAGUGCCAACCUCCAGCUUCAGAAAAUGAUAAGUCUGCAGAGUGGAAUAAUCACAUCUAAAAUCAUAUAAUCCCCUACUUUUCUGGCAUAGGACAGAAAGAUCGAGGUUGUAACGCAUUACAGUAUACUUAGUCGACUGGAGCUUUUGAAGCUCAGAUUUUCCCCACAGCUGGUCUCCUCAGCGGCACGGUCCUCAGCGUCAAUCUUGAAUGUUGCUUAUGCAGGCCUGUAAAACCUGUCAAAGCGUGCAAUGGAAUGCGUAAGCUCUGCCCUUUUCAAUGCCUAAUGAACUUGCGCUUAGCCAAAAUCUAAUCACUUAGUCAUAUUUUGUUUCGAUUAUUGAGUACUUAUAGAGACUGUAUAGAGAAAUCAAGUGACCUACACCAACAGAAACACAGUGAGCCACUUCGAUUACUUAACAUGUUCAAUGUGGGAAUGCACUUGUAUUCUACUGAUGAAAGGAAGCUUUGUAUAUGGAAGUUUCUCAA
Molecule: messenger RNA, 2580 nt
Organism: Physcomitrium patens
Lineage: Eukaryota; Viridiplantae; Streptophyta; Bryopsida; Funariales; Funariaceae
Product: cold-responsive protein kinase 1
Biological process (GO): protein phosphorylation
Molecular function (GO): protein kinase activity; ATP binding
Source: RefSeq, a predicted model, not a curated record